AUGGGUGCCGGCACCAUUAGGCCCAACCGGCUCAAAAUGGCUCCUGGCGCAUACGACCGAUUACCCGAAGAGCAUGAUGACUCCAUGUUUGCGCAACAAUAA
This is a messenger RNA of Parastagonospora nodorum SN15, 102 nucleotides long. RefSeq lists its product as hypothetical. Lineage: Eukaryota; Fungi; Ascomycota; Dothideomycetes; Pleosporales; Phaeosphaeriaceae. The record is from RefSeq and is a predicted model, not a curated record. The transcript is spliced from 2 exons. Bases 1 to 102 code for a protein of 33 amino acids.